GUUGCGGACCUGGGCGAUCAACGGCGUGUUGUGCCUCGUGUCCCUGGUCACCAGCUGCCUGUACCCCGUGCUGGUCGACCUCUCCAGGACCCGACCGCCACCAUGCUCGGGCCCGGCGGGGCUCGCAGACGCCGGCGGCUCCACCUACUGGUGCUGUCGGUCUCCAGGCCGAGGCGCUCUUCAACGUCGCCCUGGGCGUCCGGGUGGCGCCACGCAGGGGCCCGCGUCGUACAGGGUGCUGCUGAGGCAAGACACGCACCGGCUGAUGCUGCCCCUGACCGCAGUGUACUGCAUGGGCGACGUGGCCUCCCUCUGCGCCAUCGGGAAGGCGGCGGCUUGCUCUACACCGCGGUCGCCAAUUCCCGGCUUCUGUUCGCCGCGGCGGUCUCCCAGGUGUUGCUCGGGAGGCGGCAGACGCCGUGGCAGUGGACGGUGCUGUCGGGGAUCUGCCUCGCCACCGUGGCGUACGCCUCCCUCGGAGCAAGCGGCAGGUCUGGCGCGGCCGACGGGCCUGGCGGCCUCGGGCAGGCGGCCGCGGGCACGCUGCUGGCCCUCUGGAAGGCGCUCGCCUCCGGCCUCGCCGCCGUCCUCACGGAGAGCAGGUACAAGCAUUUGGACCUUUGGCAGGCGAACACGCUGCUCAAGGCCCAGAGCCUCGCGGUGGCGCUGGCGGCAGGCGCGCUGCGCGCCGCCGCCGUGGAGGACACGGACACGCCCCUGUGCCCCAGCGAGCCCUGGUGCGUCGACCGCCGGGGCUGGGACUGCUGGACGUGGGGGGUCCUCACCACGGAGAUCGGAGCCGGGUGGCUCUCGGUCGCCGUGUUGACGCGCAUGUCGGCGGUCGCCAAGUUCAUAUGCAAGACCGCCACAGCCCCGUCCAUCUACCUGUUCUACAUCGCCACCGGCUUCCGGGACGUCCGCUUCGAGCUGCGCAGCUUCCUCGCGGUGCUGGCGAUCGCCGCCGGCAUCCUGGCCUACACGCGCUUGGAGGCUCUGCGCAGGGCCACGGAGGCCAAGUGGGUGGACGAGUACACCCCUGGGCCCUCUCGGCCGGCGCCUGCGGCCCUCCCGCGGCGCAAGUGA
Molecule: messenger RNA, 1083 nt
Organism: Prorocentrum cordatum
Lineage: Eukaryota; Dinophyceae; Prorocentrales; Prorocentraceae
Source: the annotation of a GenBank genome assembly